Molecule: messenger RNA, 3525 nt
Organism: Annulohypoxylon maeteangense
Lineage: Eukaryota; Fungi; Ascomycota; Sordariomycetes; Xylariales; Hypoxylaceae
Exons: 2
Coding region: 272-3142 (956 amino acids)
Source: RefSeq, a predicted model, not a curated record
UUCCGUAUCUACUUCAACCUACCUAUAUACUUACCUGCUUGUCUUAUCGUUUCAUUAUACGCCUGAGACUUAUGCCUCCUUACCCUAAGAACUGCCAAUAUCGUUAUUGUCUUUAGCCUCAGUUUCGCCUUCCAUUGCAACAGACCAAUCCGGGCGAACGAAUUCGAACCAGCAGAGUUGAAGACAUUCUGACCCCCUUUCCUUCCCACCGACUUCUACCAACGGAUACCACGUCGAUAUACAAUAGUAUUCAUAACGAAUCUGUAUUAUCAUGGAUAGUAGCGGAGGGCAGGAGCCGCGCGAGCGCUCCUAUCGUCGAGUUCCUUCACGAGCCAGCACGACCAGCGCUGCAAACAGCCAGAUGACAUCGCACAGUACGACCAGUUCCUCUUCCCGGCCACGGGAAUCAACUCGUUCUGGUUCACAUCCAGCACACAGAUACCACCAUUCUAGCUGCAGCGACGGUCCGGGAGGAGGUCCACAGCCGCUUUCACGCAUGUCAAGCAAGCCCAGUGACGAGUUUAGGAAAUCCACACUAUCGACUUCUGCUUUGCUGCAGGAGAAAUUGCAGCAGGCGAGAAAUGAGAUGCAGGCGGCCAAACAUGGCGGCGAUUUAGUUCCUUAUAAUGGUGAUGUUCAAGAACAGGAUAUGCCAAACUCGCCUAUGAGAAGUAUGGCCGCUGUAGGACGACGACAGAUGCCCGAUUUUAGUUAUGAGCCUCCCGAUGCCGCAGGGAUGGGGGCCAGGCAGAUGGAACAGACACUGUCGACGCUACACAAGCAGAAUUUCGAUCUCAAGGUGGAAGUGUACCAUAGACGAGUGAAACAGACGGAUCUCGAAGACAAGAUUGACCAGCUCGAAUCAGAACGCGGUGAUAUGGAGAGUAUUGUCAUGAAGCUGAAGUCACAAUGUGACGAAAAGGAUAAUAUUAUCGAGAAGCUCGGGGGUGAAAAAGUAAAGAUGCUUACAGAUAUGGUGGAGAUGGAAAAUGCUAUUAUGGAGGCCGUCCGGCACAUUGUGGGACUGGAGUCUAGUGUCGAUGAGAUGAAGAGAGAGAAAGAGAUGGUCAGACAGGUCGAGACAGAUGGAGCGUACCGCUAUUUGGCUUCGAAUGGGCGACCAAACCCCGGAUCCACAACCUCUAUGGCCCCUUCGAAUUCUGCGAAUCUCGACAUCCCCUUUAUGGCUGGCGAAGGUGGGGGUCUCGGACGCGUGCCCAGCUUCCUCUCGGAGCACAGCCACCAGACCGAGAAUUUACGGAAUGCGAUCUUGAAAGGUCGAAGCAGUGCGAUGCAUCUGCGCAAGGUAUCAGAGUCAAGUGCGUCACCUAGCGAGAUUAACCGUAUUGCUAGUCCUAGCUUUAGCGUGCUUAGCGAGAGCUCCUUCGUCAGCAUAUACGGUCCAAAAGAAACACGAGACAAGGAAAGCUCACAGCCGUCGAAUCCCGUUGUGGGAAUGGACGGCAGCCACGUCGACCGUUCCCCAACACCGACGAUGAAGAACGCGAACCAAGAGAGUCAUGGCGGCGCUAGGCUCUCAACUAAAAUGCAAUCUCUUAAUAAUGUGCUUGAUAUAACUUCGCCCUUGCAGAAGAUCACACGGCUUGAGGGACAAAUGGUAGUAAGCGAUGAUGUUUCGAGGCAACAUAUGCCUAACCGGAGUCGAGGCAUCAUAACCCCUACACCCGCCAAACCAUAUAUGAACUUGCCGCAGCAAGGCAGGACUAAGCAGGAGAAGAGAGAGGCUCUACAAAAGGUUCUCACGAAUUACCCUACGCAUAGGGAUUUCUCCAACCCCCAGGCAUUCCCUCCUACCCCCGAUACGGUAUCCUCGUCGACACUCCGAAAACAUCAGAACCUUACCGGUUCACAAGAUAGUCUCUCAAGACCAGCAGGAAUUAUCCCGGGUGAGGGUCUCGUACCCGUACACGAGAGAAUCGGAGCAGCGAGGGAGUCAUCUUACCAGACAUCCUAUAAUCAACAGGCACCUGCAACGUCCUACUCUAACCGUAGACAGAUCCCAAUGCCAUUAAUAGAUACUAAUCCAUUCUCCGACCUUAGCCAACUUGCGCGAUCUCUCCCACCCCGCCCCCACUCGUCAGCCGAGACGAUGAGCUCUCGCGCGAGGGCUAACAGCGUUGGAUCGGACACGGAUUCGGAUGGCGGAGCAGACGCGCGCUCUGAGGCACCCACGGUCGAUUAUUGGAUGCGAGAAAGUAUGAGGCCUAACAUGCAGCGUGGGAACGGUCGUUCGGCGUCUCCUGAUCUCUUCUCCUUCCCGGCCGAUACUCGAGGCUGGGAAACGGACGUGAUCUUCGGGGCCCUGAGGGGUAACGGCUAUCUUGGUUCACCCGUAUCGGCACUAAAGCGCGACCCCCUUGAUGAGAUGGCCAGUUCGUUGCGAGCGUCGGCGACAGAAGUGUUUGAUCCUCAUCUGUCGGGUCAAGCACCCCCCACUCCUGAUAGGCGGUCGAGUCUGCAUGCGCGUACCGGUAGCACAAACGCAGCACUUCCGACCGGCGGGAAACUUAGGAAGAGCCUUGCCAAGGGUCCAGGCAUGGGCUGGAUGGACGGGAAAGGCAGAAGCAAUAGUAUCGACACUACAGGCCACCCACAGUCUAACAAAGCAUAUCCCCAGCUCCAGGAAGCAACGCCUGCCGGAAGACGCAACCCUUAUCCACCUAUCUCUGGGCAGACGCCUAACAGACGUGGCUUAGGUCUCAACUCGCUGUUCAGACGAUCCGGGUCAGAGAGCUACAGCGUUCCCUCUAGCGCAACAGAAGCAAACUUUCCUGUGCCGAAUUCAGCUCAGCCGGUGUUAUCAGCACUGCCUCCAGGGAUGAAUUUUGGCGGCCCUACAGGGAGGAGCAGCGUUCCUCCACCAUCGACCAUGCCGUGGCGGCCGCCUGGUGUGGUAGACGACGACUUCAAGAGUGCGACCCCUCCUCCUAUCAUGCGUAGCCGUGGGAUGUCACUUUUGUCCGGGUCCGGAUCGGGUGGUGUCGAGUUGCCACACGUGGUGACAUCACAUCAUAGCCAAAUGAACGAUUUACCAUCGCCCUCUACGCCAACAACGGUGAUGCCAGCCCCCAAGAGGAAAUGGCUAGGGCUCGGAAAGAUGGGCGGGCUGAAAAAGGGUUAGGGAAACUCGUGCCUCCUUUCCUAACAGAAUUGAUGAAUCGUGAAUUACUCUUAACCCGGCAACCCGAUUGUAUUAUAUGCUACUAGGUACGUGUAACAACAGUAUUGGUAGGGGGGGUUACCGUUACUUGGGAAGGUUGUGGUCAUACGGCAUUGGCGUUAUUGGACCUUCAAUGGUGGAAUUGGUAGAACUGGUGGAAUCGCUAGAAUCGCGCCACUCAUCGGGAUGGAAUCGCUGCUGGAAUCAUUACAAUUGCUGGAGUUGCUGGAAAAAACCAAAGUACAUAGGUAUUGCUGGGUUAAAAGAAGUGAUAUAAUUAGCUUUACAUUGAAGCUGUAAUGUUAGUCUUGUUCAUAUGUUCCAUGCACAUAUUUAAACGCGAC